Phycodurus eques (leafy seadragon) is the source of this 5807-nucleotide messenger RNA. RefSeq names its product sterile alpha motif domain containing 12 (gene samd12). The transcript is spliced from 5 exons. Gene Ontology annotation, biological process: cell surface receptor protein tyrosine kinase signaling pathway. The record is from RefSeq and is a predicted model, not a curated record. Gene Ontology annotation, molecular function: protein binding. Gene Ontology annotation, cellular component: cytoplasmic side of plasma membrane. Bases 118 to 642 code for a protein of 174 amino acids. NCBI's taxonomy places the organism in Eukaryota, Metazoa, Chordata, Actinopteri, Syngnathiformes, Syngnathidae.
GCAGCCGAUGUGCACUGUGGCUUGCCCGCAGCAACGAAACGAUAAAACGGUUGAACAAGGUAGAAUGAGAAAGCGUCAACUUUCACAUUUUCCCCAGCUCUUUUUGCGAGUGAUGCUAUGGCUGUCGAAGCUGUUCACUGCAACCUGAGCCAGAAUGGCAUCGACCACCAGAUGUACCCAGAAGACGUUGAAUCGCAGCUGGAUGAAGAAGAGGAGUGUGUCGAUGGCCCACUGGCGCUGCUGGAUGACGACAGUCCGAGCUACCAUGACAUAAGCCCGUCCGUUUUUCAGCAUCGUUUGCCACCACAUCGCUCCGUGUCCGAGUCUGAACUCACACGGCCAGGAUAUGUGAAGCUGUCCAAACCAGUGGCACUGUGGACCCAACAGGACGUUUGUAAAUGGCUGAAGAAACACUGUCCGAAUCAACAUCAGAUCUACAGCGACUCCUUCAAACAACAUGACAUCACAGGGCGGGCUCUGAUGAGACUGACAGACUGGAAGCUGGAGAGAAUGGGCAUCAUCCAGGAAGCAGAGAGGCAGAACAUCCUGCAGCAGGCCCUGCAACUCCGCGUCCGCGAGGAAGUUAGGACACUUCAACUUCUCACGCAAGGCUCCCUGGAAUGCGCCCCAUCUUCACCAUAAGCCGAUGGAGCCGUCACAGAAGUGACCACCACCUUGAUAGCCUACAACCAGACCACCAGUAUCUGAUCCCCGGUCCUCUUCCCAGACUUCGUACAGCUUUCCAUGUCAUCUCAUCUGUGGGAAGAUUGGAAACAAUCCCAUGAAGAAUGCAAGCCACUCCUGAAAAUCCUCCCACAAGUACCAAACUGAUUUUUCUUCGCAGUCCAAACAAUCCUGCCAGAAUUCUGCAAUCUGACCAAAGGUUUCCAUUACAUAAAUCAAAUCUCAAAUCAUUACAUUGCCAGGCAGUUUUAAGAAAUCACCUGAAAUUCCUUGUCCCCAACAUUGUCUGCAAAACAAUGAGAAAUCAUUAAAAGACAGAUGUUUUCUGCAGUGUUGCAUCCCCUAUAAUAACAUGGUACUUUAUGUAUUGUGGCUGGCUAUAACUCAUCCAAAAAGGCUAUUUUACCCUUACAGUAACACCUUUGAGCCACUCCUUAAAACUCUCACUCACACUUCACUGUAGCACUUGAAGGUUUAUGGUCCCUCAUGGGAUGGUGGUCCUAAUCCAAUUUAGGACUUUUGUGCAAUGGCAAGACAAUUACUGUACAUAAAUCUUCAAUUAUUCCUCACAUUGUUUCCUAAUAACCACAAAAGAGAGAGAAACUUUACACAACCUUGUCCGUGUGUCGUGCACUCUCCAUUGUCCCUCUAUCUGCACAUCGAGUAGAUGCUGUCAUGUAAACAAUGUUUGACAAUGCCUGAUGUCCAUCGUGCGGUCUUCAUUUUCUGAACUCAAAGAUGGAGACCAUUCUUAAAAAAAAAAAAAAAAAUUCAAAAAAGGCACUCCAUGAUGCUGGUUGACUUCCAAGUUGCUAUAAGUUCAAAACCAUUUUUCCAUAACAUAUAUUGUAAAGUGCAAUCAUUUGUUCCAAACUGAAACUGUUUCCAUCAUAACCAUGUUACUAAGUGUACAGAAAAUAUUUUACGUAACAUUGUAAUUUGCAACAAAUAAUAUGCCUAACUGCCAUAAAAGUAAAUGAAGAGAUGUUAACCACUGAACCCAAGAGCAGGCAGAGGCUGAUGUAAAAUGAUGAACAGUUUAUUGAGCAAAGGUUAUGGAGGUGGUCCUGGAUGUGUUGACAGGCGGCGGCCUUGACAGGUGGCAGGCAGUGGACAGAACAGGGGGCUGGCAGGAAUGACGUGGGUCAGGAACACUGAGAACGAGGAGACACAAGAGUUCACAGGAGAACGAGGAGUUGAGUAGCUUACAUGAGUACGGUGGGCCGUGGUACCGCUAGGAGAGGCUGCAAUACUUUGGCGAGGAUUUCCGGGAACAGGCAGGCAUAAAUGUAGGUGGCGAUGAGAGUUGAUUGAAGACAGGUGCGUGGCUUGAGGAGAAGCUGAAACAGAGGUGAGGGGAGAGAGAGGACGAGAGGGCGCAAAGCGCCAUCUAGGCUCCAAAACGGUACUCCAGGGCAGUACAUGACACACACUAUAAUAAAACUAAAAUGAAGUAAAAAUAAAACUACUUUCCAUUUCAAGACUCCUUAUAGACAUGUAAUGGACAAAGAUACAGUAUUGUCAUCUCUUUGUUUCAAGGUAAUAUGCACACAGCAACUAAUUGAGACAUGGUGUCUAUUAGAUACUGUACAGGGCAACAAUUAUUGGAAAUGUGGUACAUACGUGCAAUUUUUUUAGUCAUAUGCGCUGUUGUUGUGCAUACUUUAUACCCUAUGUAGUGUUCUUUCACAAAAUGACAUUCCCACAGGUCUGCCAUGCAUAUUAUAUCGUUUUCAGCCAAUAGGGAUAGCGACAACAACGCUGUCAUCUUAACGUGAAAAGUUUAAAAAACAUAAAAAAUAAGCAUUCUUCCCCCCAUACCGUGUUGUUGUUGUCUAAAUCUACCCUUAGUGGGAAAAUAGACACAGAACAAAACAAAUCAGUAGGGACGUUUAAGAUGAACACUUGUCAUUGUGAAAAGAAACAUGAAGUAGAUGAAACAGAAACGUGGGGGGGGGGAAGCAGCACGGACCAUGAGAAGGAAACUCCCGAGGUGUCCCCAAAAUCCUUGUCCAAGUGGGUAAACAACUCUGGCAACUAACAACAAGUUAUGACUUAAACCGAACUGAGGGACGCUCCGACUUAAAAAUCUUUGCCGUUAACGAGGAGCGAGCAAGGCAACAACAUCACAGAUAUCCCUUUUUUUUCUUGACACUUCUCUGUAUGACACUGCUUUAUUUAUUGUUUUGUCAUCUUCUCUCUCCAAACUAUUUUUAGGUAAGCUAUAUUGAAAAUAGCAAGGAUGGGAAACAAGCUGUGACAGCUGUGUCUGUCAUUGAAAUGUCUGUCAUAUUUAUAUGAAGAGAAUCUUUGUUACAUCUGUUACAUCAUGAUGGCCACUCACUGUUAAGAUUAUUUAUCGUUACUAACCCUAAAAGCACACGCCUGUCAUGAAACCAGUCAGCUGUGUCUUCUCUGUGCGUGAGUGUACAUUCAUUAUAUGUAGCAAACAGUGUAACAACCUCUAAAGAGCAAAUAUUGAUGUACUGGAAUGAUGUGUGUGUGUGUGUGUGUGUGUGCGCGUGUAUAUAUAUAUAUAUAUAUAUAUAUAUAUGAAUAUGACAGCCAACAAAGCCUAUGUGUAUAGUUAACAUUUCCUCCUCUCUCUCAGAGCUGUCAAUCGAAAAAAGGGCUAUGGUUGAAAAGUGGGGGGGGGGGAAAUUGCAGCCCAUGAGAGCAAUUGCAUUGUAAUGGGAUUCCAUUUGUGGACAGGUUCCUCUGUGUCCGGUCAUUCAUUGUUGGGAUAUAGCAGCAGCAGACUAAAACAGCAAAGACCUGCUCGCUGAUUGAAUAGUAUUGAUCAGGCCUCCAGGACAUACAGUCCUCGAGGAUUACGAAAGCCUCAAGGUAUGCGUGCGUGUGUUUCUGUCACACAGCAGUGGAUGGAUUUGUUUAGGCUAAAACACAAGUGGCUAUUUCAUGGUUGUUCGGGUGGUCUUAGAAAACAUUUCCCUCAUCUGAGCAGGCUUCAUCAGUUCCUGCACAUAAGUUGGAUAGGACAGCUCUUUCCUGCACUGUCGUUUUGCAUACCAAAAAGAGUGAUAACAUUCGUGGUUGAGGCGUGCCUCUAACUUAGGGGAUAAAUAGUUGAGUUUCUACACCAACACUCAGGCUAGAGCUGAUGAAGCCUGUUCGGAUGAGAGGUGAAACUGUCUUCGAAGACAACAAGAAUAGUUCAGUUGUGAUCGAUUCAAUACCCUGAGAAUGAAAUGACCUGGAUGAAUUAGAAUAUUCACACGCUAUUUCAUGGUUGGACAGAGAUGUCGGUUUUUUUUGUCAAUGCAGCAUGAGGAAGGAGAGGGCUGACAAUUUUAUUACAUUUGGUAUUCUGACAUUGUUUGAUUUGAAAUAGGAUCAUGUUGAAACUUGUUUGCAUUGAAGUUGCAUUUUCCAUUAAAGGAAAUGUGGUUUCAUACAUGCAAAGGACCGCUUGCUGGAGUCUGGCUCUAUACUAACUGAUAAUGAUGCUACCAUUCAACAAAUACAUCAAAACAUCCUUUAAUUAACAGGACAAAAUCAUUUUUUGACUUUUAUUAAAGGAAAUAUCUCGAUGACAAGACGAAACGUUAGAGGGGGCAUAUUAUGUAUUAUAUGUGGGUCAUUUUGUCCCAUGUGCACAUGUUCCCAUCGACUUAAGUCUGUCAUGUUCCUGCAAGCGAUGCACUCUAAAAUGUAUGCAGAGGUGAUCCUGAGGAAGUGCCACCCGAAGAUGUACCUGAUAAGGAAGCUGAGCUCCACGAAGUCUGGUGCCAAUCCCAUUUUUUGAGGGGGGCCUGAGUGGCAUUUUACAGUCCUCUAUCCAUUUUUCCAUAGUGUUUGUUCUCAUUAGGAUGAUGGUUCACUCGCCAAUCCAACAACCAUUCAUUCUCGCAUCCACACCUACGGACAAUUUAGAGUGGAGAGGAAGCUUGAGUACCCUGAGAAAAUCUACGCGAGCACAAAGAGAUCAUGCAAACCAUCCACACAGGAUAGCCGGAGCCGAGGUGCGAUCCCGAAACACAGAACUGUGAUGCAGACGUGGGAACCACUAUGUCAAUUUUCUGCCGCCAUUUUUGAUGUUCAGCAUAACAGUCAAGCCAUACAGUGUGCUUGGACUACAACAGACGCAGAAUUAAUUUUCAUGUUUUACUCAUCCGUAUCCUGGACUGAAGCACUGAAAUGACGCAGGGUUGCUGCCAGUAAAAUAUUGAUUAGUAACAGUGACUCUCCAGCGUGUGCAUUGUUCAAAGUGCAAAGAAUUGGCAGGACGGGAACUUUGCAAUGUGGAUUUGGCUCUGAUAGCUCAUCAGCUUCGUGAUCUGGAAACUGCUGACAACUGGCGCAAACUGGCUAAGCCCACGGUGUCGCAGCACCUGAGAGGUGUUUGGCAUGAGUGCUAAUAGUAGUGUUACACAAGGGAGAGCCGCCACACUCAACCUUGCACAACACUGUUGCAUGGAAACGAUAACUCAUGCAACGCACACUCAGAAUACACAAGAGUGACAGUGCGCAUGGACACUGAGGCGGCAAAAGGUUCAAAUUCAGAUUCAGAUGACUUUUUAGUCUCAGAAGAGAAAUUCAAUUUUACAAUCAACACAUCCGUAGUACAACAGUAACAACAACAAGGAAAUAGAUAUAUGUACAUACACAUAGGCACACAAACACAGUAAUUUCUCAUGGCAUCACAACAACGACCACAACCCGUGACCGUACAGCUGAACGACAUGCAGAUUGAAUGAUGGCUUCUCAAUGUGUUUUUUAUUUUGUGCUUUUAUCAACCUUAUUGCAGAAUGGAUAAAAAAAGAGUUAUCAUAGUCAUGUAUAAACAAUUGCAUAUGCAAACGAUCUAAGAGGACAAGCAAAUCAAACUAUUUGAUCUGCUAUUUUUAAGGUGCAUAAAGAUAACUAAUGUAAUUAUUGUAACUGCAUCUUUUUGCACAAUUGUCAAAAAAAGAAAAUUGUACCGGUAUUACCAGAUUACUAGCAACCUUUUAUUGCUCAGCGACUGUUUUUCUCAAUGUCUUUAUGUGUCAAAGGUGUUCUGUCAAUUGACUGUCUGUUGUCGUACUAGAGUAGUUCCAACUACCGGAGACAAAUUUCUUGUGUGUUUUUUGGACAUACUUGGAAAAAUAAAGAUGAUUCUG